This is a messenger RNA of Bipolaris victoriae FI3, 813 nucleotides long. RefSeq lists its product as hypothetical. The transcript is spliced from 2 exons. Gene Ontology annotation, cellular component: nucleus. Bases 1 to 813 code for a protein of 270 amino acids. Lineage: Eukaryota; Fungi; Ascomycota; Dothideomycetes; Pleosporales; Pleosporaceae. The record is from RefSeq and is a predicted model, not a curated record. Gene Ontology annotation, biological process: regulation of transcription by RNA polymerase II.
AUGACAUUCUUCUCUACUGAGGCAGAGCUAGCGCUCAUGGCGCCUGAUGACGGCAUGAUGUACCCCUCCAGCACUUGCCAAUCACCUCCGAGCAUCAUGUACUCACCACCACUCCACCAUAUGUCACACCGUCCCUCGACAACAAUGGCCGGCCACGGUGGAAUGUAUACCCCUCCACACGACUACAGACCCAUCAUGGAAUCGCCAUAUCCUCCCCACCCCUUCUGGACCUCGCAGGCCCAGUCGGUGCCGAUGCCUCAAGUCUCGUCGUACGCUUACCCUCCAUACACUGACAUGGGAUCCCCUCCCAUUCUCUCUCACGACUCGACCCUUCUCUCACAGUAUCCCGGCGCUACUCGACCUUCAAGAUCACACUCGACAUCUUCAUCAGUGGGCCACGGUAUUGCAUCCAGCAUCCCAUCAGAGACUUCGCCCCCCGCACUAUCGCGGUCGCUUUCCCCUUCAUCGCCAGACCUCCGAGCGUACGGCAUCCCAAACAAGAACGGCACAUGGAGUUGUGCGUACCCAGGAUGCACAUCAAGAGCAGUCUUCACCAGGGGAUGCGAUCUCCGCAAGCACCACAAGCGACACACCAAGUCAUUCUUUUGCCGGCACGGCGAUUGCCCGCAAUCUCAAGGAGGAGGAUUCUCAAGCAAGAAGGAUCUUGCGAGACACGAGGCAAAACACAACCCGGGCGUCUUGUGUGACUGGGAUGGGUGUGACAGAGUUUUCAGCCGCGUGGACAAUAUGAGAGACCACGUCAAGAGAAUACACCUCAAGUCGUCACGGAAAUCGUCGACAACAUCAGCAUAG